Zerene cesonia (dogface butterfly) is the source of this 1103-nucleotide messenger RNA. RefSeq names its product regucalcin-like. Gene Ontology annotation, molecular function: calcium ion binding; gluconolactonase activity. Gene Ontology annotation, biological process: L-ascorbic acid biosynthetic process. The transcript is spliced from 5 exons. Bases 102 to 1022 code for a protein of 306 amino acids. The record is from RefSeq and is a predicted model, not a curated record. Lineage: Eukaryota; Metazoa; Arthropoda; Insecta; Lepidoptera; Pieridae.
CUUGUACGCGAAGUUAUUCGCAAGUUGGCGAACUGUUGUUACGGCCGUGUUUAUUGUUGAAUUUGUUAUUUAUAAACAGGAUUAUUAUACGGUUGAGUACGAUGUCGUUGAAAGUGGAAAAAAUUUCGGAGUCCCUAAAGUUAGGUGAAGGGCCACACUGGGAUGAAAAGCAACAGGUCUUGUUUUUUGUUGAUAUCAACGGAGCUGCCAUCCAUAAAUAUGUACCUUCCACCGGCGAACACACAGAAGGAAAACUUGAUGGCCGAGUAGGCUUCAUGGUUCCCGUUGAAGGUACCACAGACCAGUUUAUUGUUGGUGAAGAAAAGACCUUCGAGAUUGUCCAGUGGGACGGAAAGAAUGGAAGUAAAGUUAACGUAGUGAAGGUCCUGGGGAAGGUGGACCAGGAUGUAGACGCGCCCACCAGGAUUAAUGAUGGAAAAGCCGACCCCCGUGGGAGAAUUUUUGCUGGGACUAUGGGCCACGAAGUGGCGGGCCAAGUGGUAAGCAACAUGGGCUCGUUCUACCGCAUCGAUAAUAACGGAGCCAUUGUGAAGCUCUGUGACAAAAUAAGUAUAUCCAACGGUCUUGCGUGGGAUUUGAAGGAAAAUGCCAUGUACUACACUGACUCGUUUGAAUUCAAUAUACGGAGAUAUGAUUAUAAUGUGGAAACCGGAGAAAUUUCUAACAUGAGGUUUAUCUUCGACUUCAAGAAAAACGGCAUUGAAGGUCUGCCGGAUGGUUCGACCAUAGACAAGGACGGCAACUUAUGGGUCGCGGUCUUCAACGGGUCUUGUGUGAUCCAAAUCGAUCCCCGUACGGGGAAAUUGAUGAGAAAGGUCCCCAUACCAGCGGAACAAGUGACUUCCGUGAUAUUUGGCGGUCCUAAUUAUGAUAUUUUGUUCGUUACCAGCGCAUGUAUUAAUAUAGAUAAGGAAAAAAACCCUUCCGCCGGUUGUACGUAUAUGGUAACUGGGUUGGGAGUGACUGGGUUGCCAGGUUAUAAUUUUAAAUUGCAAGCAUAAAGUUAUAACGAAACAUGUUCUAUAUACAUACAUAUCAUUGUUUAUUAUUGUUUUAUAUUAAAGUUUGUUAUAUCACUUGUU